This is a messenger RNA of Prunus mume (Japanese apricot), 1574 nucleotides long. Its product is annotated as putative protein phosphatase 2C 13. The record is from RefSeq and is a predicted model, not a curated record. Gene Ontology annotation, biological process: protein dephosphorylation. Gene Ontology annotation, molecular function: cation binding; protein serine/threonine phosphatase activity. Lineage: Eukaryota; Viridiplantae; Streptophyta; Magnoliopsida; Rosales; Rosaceae.
ACGUAUAUAAUCCAACUCUUUUCACAUUAAAACACACAGAGAAAUUCAAGAGAGGCAGAGCGAUCGAAAAUUAGAAACUAAAACCGAAGCGUAUAACGAAUAAAAACCCUAAUUUCCAUCUCUGUUCACCUUCACUGAGAAUAAAAACCCUAAAUUGCUCUUUUUUGACGGUACGACGGCGUUUGAGGAUGAUUGUGAGUGAGAAAAUGGUUGCUGAAGCGGAGGUUAUAUGCCAGAAGACCAUGGCUUUGCCUGUGCUGGACAUGAAGUACCGUGUCUGCGUUUCCAAGGACCACAACCUUCAGAUCGACGUGGCCUCCCCGCCUUCUUCUGCUCCGAGCUUCGGCGAGGUUUGCGUCUCCGAAACGAUUUCCACUGAGAUAUCUCGCUUCGAAUCGGUUGUGAGUUGCACAGAGACCAUUAAUAAAGCUGUAAUGGAGUCUUCUGCCAUCAAGUUUGUCCCGGACAUUCAUUCAGGAAGCCACACUGACAUCGGAGGAAGGGAUUCGAUGGAUGAUGAACACAUUCGGAUAGAUGAUCUAUCUGCCCAUGCGGGGCCUCUCUUCAAGUCUCCCCUGCCAAGUGCAUUUUAUGCAGUUUUUGAUGGUCACGGUGGGCCUGAGGCAGCUUCAUAUGUCAAAAAGCAUGCCAUGAGACUCUUCUUUGAAGAUGCUGAUUUGCCGCAGAGAAUGGAUAUGGAUGCUGUUUUCUUCAGAGAGUUGGAGAAUUCCCAUAGGAAAGCAUUUCUAUUGGCAGACGAUGCCUUGGCUCAUGAACACAGUGUGAGCAGUUUUUGUGGAACAACUGCACUGACUGCUUUAAUUCUUGGAAGGCAUUUGCUGGUUGCAAAUGCUGGUGACUGUCGAGCAGUUCUUUGCAGGAAAGGAGUAGCAGUUGACAUGUCUCAAGACCACAAGCCUACUUUCUUGCCGGAACGCAAGCGAGUUGAGCAGUUGGGUGGUCGCAUUGAUGACGGGUAUCUUAAUGGUCUCUCGGUCACUCGAGCCCUUGGAGAUUGGGACUUGAAAUUGCCACUCGGUUCAUCAUCACCUCUCAUUGCUGAGCCAGAUGUUCAACAGGUUAUGUUAACAGAAGAUGAUGAGUUUUUGAUCAUUGGUUGUGAUGGGAUCUGGGAUGUUAUGUCAAGCCAAUAUGCUGUAAGUCUUGUUCGGCGUGGUCUGCGGAGGCAUGAUGACCCGCAUCAGUGUGCCAGAGAACUUGUCAAGGAAGCCUUGCGCUUGAAUACAACUGACAAUCUCACCGUUAUUGUUGUGCGCCUCUCUUCUCCUAAUCGUGUUGUUGAGUGCUCACCCCAGCGCCCAAGGUUGAGGAUCUGCAGUCUAUCUGAGGAAGCACGCAGCCGGUUGAGAAGCUCGUUAGGAGGCAAUUGAAUGUAAAUACAAGUCGAUUACUAUUUAGUGGUUCCUAAUGGAAAAUCAUUUUUAUCUCAUUGUGGCUGUUUCAGAUUAGUUUUGAACAAAGCAGCUAGCAGUUUUGUAGGUCAGAAGUAGGACUUGAUGUAAUGUUGAGUUUGUGGCUUGUAGCGGUAAAACGUAAUUGCAUUUUUUUGCAAA